UUCUCCUCUUCUCUUCUCCCCUGUUUCUUAGUUUCAUUACAAUUUUGCAAAAUGGCUGUGGAUCCCAACAACAAGCAUCCAUCUUUCUCCAAUCUUCUUGAACAAGGCUUCAUCGAUAAAAUACGAAUGCCGGCUGCUUUUGUCAAAGAACACAAGAAGAUGUUGGCCAAGACAGCCUUACUGAAAACGGAUGAAGGGCUAUAUUGGGAAGCCAAGAUAGUGAAGGUGGCAUCUGAUUAUUUCGUAUGUGAAGGAGAUUGGCCACGGUUUGUGUUGCAUCACAAGUUGAAUGUAGGAGACAUGCUGAUCUUCUUUCUCCUAGACAAGUCCACCUUCCAAGUCCUUCGCUACUCAAAGAAACCUCUUGCCAACAUUCGACAGUUUGAGGAGCAUAGCAGUUCUGAGGAUGAGAUAGAAAAUGUUGAAGAGAACAAUGAAGCUUCAAGAAAAUUGAAGAAAGUUAAAAUGGAGGCAGUGCAGUUAUCAGGAAAAAGGGUUGAUCCACCAGGUGGCUCUAAAGAUGGGGGAAAUCCAUGCUAUUCAAAUUUAGGUAACCUUGACCUCUUUCUAGUUUAUACAUUUGGUAAAUCUGAUGCCAAAGCUCCCGAGACUAACAAAGUGAAUGAAGUAAAAAUGGAGCCGGUAAUUCUAUCAGAUUCUGAAGAAGAGAGGGUGGAUCCAUCCCGUGGCUCCAAAGAUGGGGGAAAUCCAUGUUAUUCACAUCCAGGAGGUAAAUCCCAUGCCAAAGAUGAUAACAUGCUUGGCCUGACGAAGAAAACUCCAGAGACUAAAGAAGCGAAGAGAGUCUUUAUGGAGCUAAUAGUAUUAUCAGAUUCUGAGGAAGAAAACGUUCACCCACCCCGUGGCUCCAAAAAUUGGGGAAAUCUAUGCUAUUUACAUCCAGGUAACAUCGAGCCCUUUAUACAUUUGGUAUAUUUAAUUGUUUUCAGUAUAGCUAUGGAUGCACAAGAUCGAUGA
Molecule: messenger RNA, 978 nt
Organism: Solanum stenotomum
Lineage: Eukaryota; Viridiplantae; Streptophyta; Magnoliopsida; Solanales; Solanaceae
Exons: 4
Coding region: 52-978 (308 amino acids)
Molecular function (GO): DNA binding
Source: RefSeq, a predicted model, not a curated record